AUCCCUCUCCGUACUGCGACUAACCAUUUGUAUUUGGGGAACCCGUUGGACUGCGACUCCAAGCGCUGACCAAGCGUCAGUUGUUUUCAUUCCGCCGCCGAGAGCAGACGCGUUUUCGCCAGCUCUUCGAUAACAUUAGUUCGCGUCGCUUUAUCCUCGGUCGAAUCCAGUAAACAUUCCGCGGAGAAAUUUUCAAAAGUAGUAUACAACAAAAUUAAAUCGCGUAAGACGCCAGUGCGAUCAAAACAAAACGGGUAAUAAAUCUGCAAUCACACGACCAUGCGUGCAUAAAGAGGAAAAAGUAUCAAAAUCCAGAAUCAUAAAAAAAGAAAGAAAACACAACAAUAAUAAUCGCAACGCUGGCAUAAAAGCAGCAGCAAAAAGAAGAGUGUAAAAAAAAUAUAAAUAAAUAAGCAAGCGGCGGCAAAGAGAUCCAGCACCCAUUCCCAUUCCGAUUCCGACUUUGGUGCGGUAGGUAAUGACACAUUCGGCAACCGGCGCACGUAUCUAGAUGCGAACGAGUAUCUGAAUCCGUCAUUGCAAAAAUCCGGGGAGCCACACUUGCCCCUAACCUUCCCCCGCGUCUUUUGCUGCGCCACCCGCGUCGUUCAUUAAUAUAUGAGUUUUUGAAAGCGGCAUUAAAUAACGAUAAACAAAUCAAAAGUUCGCCAUGGAUCAGUCGCAAAAUCUACUGGCCAAACAGUCCAAAGACGUGGAAUUCCAAGAUGUUUUCUACACCGUCAAGGAGCGAAAGAACUUCUGGCGCGUGACCGGAGAACGUCGAAUUCUGAACGGAGUCAGCGGGAGUUUCCGGAACGGGCAGCUCUCGGCCAUCAUGGGACCCUCGGGAGCCGGUAAAAGCAGUUUGCUUAAUGCGAUUUCGGGUUUCAGGCGGAAUGGAGUCACUGGAAGCAUAAAGAUUAAGAGGGACAAUGCCUGCUAUAUCACUCAGGACGACCACCACCAGACUCUGCUAACCGUCGAGGAGCUAAUGAAUCUCGCCUGUGAUCUUAAGUUAAAACAUCGUCACAAAAAGGCAGAAAUCAUGACAGACAUCCUAGAGAAUCUCCACUUGAAUCAUCGGCGUAAUGUCACUGCAGAAAAGCUGAGCGGUGGUGAGCGAAAGCGCUUGUCCAUAGCCCUGGAGUUGGUGGACAAUCCAAAUAUCUUCUUCUUGGAUGAGCCAACCAGUGGGCUGGAUGAAGUAACAGCGGCCCAGUGCAUCCGAUUGCUGCAGGCGAUGGCCUACGAGGGUCGCACCAUCGUAUGUACCAUCCAUCAACCUUCGGCGACGAUCUAUAAUUACUUUGAUAGCAUCUACGUUCUGGCAAAAGGCCAAUGUGUCUACCAAGGCAGUCCCAGAGCCACCAUUCCCUUUUUGCGACUUGCUCAGCUCGACUGUCCAAGACAUUACAGUCCCUCCGAUUACAUUAUCGAGCUGGUCGAUGCCGAGGAUGGACAUCUGGUCCCAGCUCUCAGUGAGCUCACUGAGAAUGGCAAACUAAUCUAUGUGGCCAGUCAGUCCGAUCAAUUGGGUGCGUCGCUGGCAUCACAGCAGGCAAUAACCACCAUGUUUGUGGAACAGCAGAAGCGUCCAUUCUUGCCGUCGUUUUUUGCCGGCAGUGCGGCCUCAACGGAUGGAUCUUUAAUAGGAGGCACCAGUGCUCUGUUGGAACAAGUGAGAGCCUUCUCAAAGCGUCUCCAUACGGAUCGGAGGGAUAUAUCUGCAGUUCGGCAGUUUAUGGUUCUUAUGCGGGUUAUGCUGUUGCGGAUAACACGGGCACGUUUGGCCCUGACCAUUCAGUUGUUCCACCAUUUGUUGUGCGGUUUGUUCUUUGGCCUGAUAUUCUUCCAGUUGGGUAACCAAGGUGGUCGGAUGUUUGAUCAUCUGAAAUUCUGCAUUGGUGCUGUCCUUAUGAUUGUAUACACCCAGGUGAUGGUGCCCAUUCUGAGCUAUCCUGCUGAGGUAAAGGUGGUCAAGAAGGAGACCUUCAACCGUUGGUAUACUUUAACACCGUACUAUAUGGCGUUGACGGUGUCGCGUCUGCCACUUCAGGUGCUACUUAACAUUACCUUCAUGGCGGUCACAUACUGGAUGUCCGGAUUGCCUCAACAGUUCUGGCGAUUUGGUAUUUUUGUAGCUGUGGGUUUGAUGAUCUCCUUAGUUGCUGAGGGCAUGGGCCUGGCCAUUGGAGCUACCUUUAGCAUAACGAACGGCAGUGUGGUGGGUCCAAUGAUAAUAGCACCUUUGAUGGGCUUGGCGGUCUACGGAUUUGACUUUGCACCGCGGAUCCCGGCCGGAAUGCAACUGCUGAUGAAGUUCAGCUAUAUUCGCGUUGGCGUAGUUUCGUUAGUUCUAGCCGUAUUUGGUUUCCAACGAGAGGAACUUGAUUGCGAUGAAAUAUAUUGCCACUUCAGUGAUCCUCGGGUACUUCUCAAGUUUUUAGAUGUGGAGAAAGUUUCAAUGUUUCACCAGUUCGGAAUACUGGCUAUGCUGAUGCUAUUCUUCCGAGUGAUUAUGUACAUUAGUCUGCGAAAGCGAUGCUAUGCCUGAUUUUCAUACCAAUACUCCAGAUGAAUCUUACUCCCUAGUUAUAGCCAAUGUCAAUGCUGUGAUGUUCGAUUUUAAACAGACAGAUAGAUACUCCCUGUACAUAUGCACAUAUGCACCAUUCCACUAAAAGGACAAACGUUAACAUAACCAUAAGAUAGUGUUAAAUUAGGAUUCGAUUUACAUAAGGCAAAGCCAAAAAAAUUUGCAAACAUAUUGAUCGCUGAUGCAGUCUUUUGAAUGUGGUCUAUUUUGAGAAAAAAAAAAGUUACCUGAAGAUCGAAAUUAAGUUAAUAUAUUUUAUGAAAAGUUGUAUAUGAUAAUAAGAAAUUAACCUGACACUACCGACAUUUUUUGGAAAUAGGAGGUUAAUUUUAUAUAAUUUUCGUGGUUAAAGUGAUUUUUAUUAGAAUUUUACAAGAAUAAAAACUGUCUUGGAUAUUAAACAUUA
This is a messenger RNA of Drosophila eugracilis, 3002 nucleotides long. Its product is annotated as ATP-binding cassette sub-family G member 1. The record is from RefSeq and is a predicted model, not a curated record. Gene Ontology annotation, cellular component: plasma membrane. Lineage: Eukaryota; Metazoa; Arthropoda; Insecta; Diptera; Drosophilidae. Gene Ontology annotation, molecular function: ATP binding; ABC-type transporter activity; ATP hydrolysis activity. The coding region runs from base 671 to 2554 and encodes 627 amino acids. The transcript has 7 exons.